Fukomys damarensis (Damara mole-rat) is the source of this 4376-nucleotide messenger RNA. It is a transcript of the gene Egf, whose product is annotated as epidermal growth factor. The transcript is spliced from 23 exons. Lineage: Eukaryota; Metazoa; Chordata; Mammalia; Rodentia; Bathyergidae. Gene Ontology annotation, molecular function: calcium ion binding. The coding region runs from base 377 to 3844 and encodes 1155 amino acids. The record is from RefSeq and is a predicted model, not a curated record.
CAAAAGGAGGAGCUGAGUCUGGGGAAUAAUCUCCAGCCUCAUCCCAGGUGGGGGUUCUCACUCUCCACCAACUCUCUCCUUUCCCUGUUCGCCCAGAUCUCGCCUCUCACAGCGAGGCAGCUGUGGGCCCCUCGAGGCAGUAGUGUCUGUUAAACUCUGUGAAGGCUGUCACAUGGACGUCAGGUAUUUCUUGCUGGCUUCCAACAAGACAUAGAUAAAGAAAUCUUUUCUGGAGCAUUUUCAAGCUGCAUUCGGAGACUCUGCUAAGGCAAAGCAGUCCCUGGAGGGCAAGGGUGGGAGAUGUGCGGGGGCCUGGUCGCCCGGCCUGCCCUAUGCUCGCACCAAAGCGACUUCUUGUGAUUUGAGGGUAUAAGCCAUGGAGACUAUGCUGCUGCAUGGCCUGCUGCUGCCCGUGGUUUUUAAGUUCGGUUUUGUUAGGGUCGCAGCACAGCAGCACCGGAGCUGUCCCGAAGGCCCCCUCCCGAGCCAUGGGACUCCCGCCUGCAUGGGUCCUGCACCCUUCUUAAUUUUCUGCCAUGGAAACAGCAUCUUUAGGAUUGACCCAGAAGGAACCAAUCAUGAGCAACUGGUGGUGGAUGCUGGUGUCUCAGUGAUCAUGGAUUUUCAUUACAAGGAGGAAAGAAUCUACUGGGUAGACUUAGAAACACAACUUCUGCAGAGAGUUUUUCUGAACGGGUCAAGGCAAGAGAAAGUGUGCAGUAUAGAGAAAAAUGUUUCUGGAAUGGCAAUAAAUUGGAUAAAUGAAGAAGUUAUUUGGUCAAAUCAACAGGAAGGAAUCAUUACAGUAACAGAUAUGAAAGGAAACAAUUCCCGUGUUCUUUUAAGCACCGUAAAACAUCCCGCAAAUAUGGCAGUUGAUCCAGUAGAAAGGUUUAUAUUUUGGUCUUCAGAGGCAGCUGGCAGCCUUCACAGAGCAGAUCUCAGUGGCGUAGAAGUGAAGACUCUGUUGGUGACACCAGAGAAAGUAAAAGCUAUGUCACUGGAUGUGCUCAAUAAACGUCUCUUUUGGAUUCAGGAAAAUAGAGAAGGAAGUAAUUCUUGUAUUUGUUCCUGUGAUUAUAAUGGAGGUUCUAUCCAGCUCAGCAAAUAUCCAACACAGCACCAUCUGUUUGCAAUGUCCCUUUUUGGUGACCAUCUCUUCUACUCAACAUGGAAAAGGAAGGCAAUUUGGAUAGCCAACAAACGCACCGGGAAGGACAUGGUUAGAAUUCACCUCAACCCCUCACUCACACCUCCUGGUGAGCUGAAAGUGGUGCAUCCACUUGUGCAGCCCCAGCCAGAGGACAGUGCUCAGGACUCUGAGCGGGGGCUUUGCAAUCCAAAGAGAGGACACUGCGAUGACGGUCGGUGCGAUCAUGACCUCACGUCCCACGCGUGCGCAUGCGCAGAGGGCUUCGCGCCGAGCCGAGACCGGAAGUCCUGCGAAGAUGUCAACGAGUGUGCCCUUUGGAACCAUGGCUGCACUCUUGGGUGUGAAAACACUCCAGGAUCCUAUUACUGCACAUGCCCUGCGGGAUUCAUUCUGCUUCAGGAUGGGAAACGAUGUCAUCAAUUAGUUUCCUGUCCGAGCAAUACAUCCAAAUGCAGCCAUGACUGUGUCCUGACAUCCGAGGGUCCCCUGUGUUUCUGUCCCAAAGGCUCCAUGCUUCAGACGGAUGGAAAGACAUGUAGUGGCUGUUCGUCACCUGACAACGGUGGCUGUAGCCAGCUCUGCAUCCCACUUGGCCCCAUGUCCUGGGAGUGUGGCUGCUUUCCUGGGUAUGACCUACAGCUAGACCAGAAGGGCUGUGUGGCUUCAGGACCACAGCCGCUUUUGCUGUUUGCCAACUCUCAGGACAUCCGACGCAUGCACUUUGAUGGGACAGACUACGGAAUCCUGCUUAGCCAGCAGAUGGGAACGGUCUUUGCCCUGGAUCACGACCCAGUGGAGAACAAGAUAUAUUUCGCCCACACAGCCCUGAAGUGGAUAGAAAGGGCUAACAUGGACGGGUCCCAGCGAGAAAGGCUCAUCGAGGAGUCAGUGGAUGUCCCCGAAGGUCUUGCUGUGGACUGGAUUGGCCGUAGAGUCUACUGGACAGACAGAGGGAAGUCUGUCAUUGAAGGGAGUGAUCUAAAUGGAAAACAUCGACAAAUAAUCAUUAAGGAAAAUAUCUCUCAGCCAAGAGGAAUUGCUGUUCAUCCAAUGGCCAAGAGAUUGUUCUGGACCGAGGUGGGGACGAAUCCACGAGUGGAAAGUGCCUCCCUGCAGGGUUCCGGCCGGUGGGUUGUGGCCAGCUCAGAGCUGGUGGAGCCCAGCGGACUCGCUGUUGACUUCCUGAUGGACACUUUGUACUGGUGCGACGCCCAGCGUUCUGUGGUGGAGAUGGCCAGGCUGGACGGCUCGAGGCGCCAGAGGCUGGCCCAGGAUGACGUAGGUCGCCCAUUCGCCCUGGCUGUGUUCGGGGACCACCUGUGGCUGUCGGACUGGGCAGUGCCGGCGGUAAUGAGGGUGAACAAGAGGACUGGCCGAAACAGGGUACGUCUGCGAGGCAGCGUGCUGAGACCCUCCUCGCUGGUUGUGGUUCACCCACUGGCAAAACCAGGUUCAGACCCCUGCUCACCUGGGGGCAGCGGCUGCGAACGGAUCUGCCAGGAGAGGUUUGGCGCUGCGCAUUGUUGGUGUCUCGAAGGUUUCCGGGGCGCCCCAGAUGGGAAGGCCUGCCUGGUCCUGAAGUCGGCCGGUGGUGAAGCCGAUCAAAGUAGGCAGGUGACAGCACUGGACAACUUAUCUGGGACCGAGGCAUCGGAAGACAAUGCCACAGGAGCUCAGCACACACUAGUGGCCGAAAUCAUGGUGUCAGGUCUGGACGAGUGCGCCCCGGCGGUCUGUGGCGCGCACGCCCAGUGUGUUCCGGAGGGAGACGGCGCCGCCUGCCGGUGUUUGGAGGGGUUUGCGGGGGAUGGAGAACUGUGUUCUGACAUGGACGAAUGUGCGGCGGACAGCACUGCCUGCCCUUCCCCGUCCUCCGAGUGCAUCAACACGGAGGGCGGCUACGUGUGCCGGUGCUCAGCCGGGUAUGGCGGAGACGGGCUCCACUGUCUCGACUCUACCUCACCCCCUCCCUUUGGGGAAGAUGCCAGCAAUGUGGUCAGAAAUGGCUACCCAGGAUGUCCCCCCUCACACGACGGGUACUGCCUCCACGGCGGAGUGUGCAUGUAUGUGGAACCAGUCGACAGCUACGCGUGCAACUGUGUCCUUGGCUACGUCGGGGAGCGCUGCCAGCACCGAGACCUGCGAUGGUGGGAGCUGCGCCACGCCGGCCAUAGGCAGCAGCGGGACAUCACGGUGGUGGCCGUUUGUGUGGUGGCGCUGGUCGUGCUACUGCUGCUGGGGCUGUGGGGGGCACGCUGCUACAGGAUGAAGAAGCUGGCACUGAAAAACGCGAAGAAUCCAUAUGAGGAGUCGCACGGAGACGUGAGCAGUACGCGACCAGCCAACGGCGAGGCUGGGGUGUCUGCCGGCCCCCAACCUUGGUUUGUGGUCCUAAAGGAAGAGCAAAACUUCAGGACUGUGAGUCACUCUACACCUGGCAAGAGUGGUCAGAUGGCAGAUGUUGGCCAGUUUUCUUGUCUGGAGCUUGGGUCAGCUCAGUUGACUUGGUGCAGACAGGAGCCUCACAUAUAUGAAAUGGGCACGGAGCAAGGCUGCUGGGUCCCACUGUCCAGCAGUAAGGGACCUGGUCCCCAGGUCACGGAGCGAAGCUUUCCUCUCCCCUCCUAUGUGGCAAAGCCGCUCGCUGUGGGGGUUCAGGAGCCCGGACCUCUCCAGUCAGCUGACCCAUGAUGCCAGCCAAGAGCCCAGCUCCACCUCACCAGCUCUGUGACACCUGGAAUUAGAAGGAAGGCCAAGAACAAGCUGCAGUGGACAGUGUCUUUUCUCUCAAAACUAGAAGAAUGCUGCAGAUUCUGGAUCUGCAGUCUCUAAGGGUGAUCACCCAUGCAGUGGCCGGAGAGGGACACAUAGCUGUGCUUCAUUUCUUCUUUCGAGCACCCCCACUGCAGAACCUCCAAUGAGCGCAGAGGCAGCACGAGGCGGCUGUGCUCUGCACGCUGCUUGUUGUACAGGGAGAUUUGGGCUUUUUUGGGUUUUUUUUGCUGCAGCCUCAGAAGAAUCUGGGGUUAAAGCAAGCAUUCACACUGGUUUGGCCAAUGAUAGAGUAAUUUCUUCCAUCUGAAUCAAGAGAACUUUUAGCUCAGUCUCAAAAACUGGUUGGAAUAUUACAGUUGUUGCUGAAACACCUUGUAGCCAUUUGAUUUUUCACUGCGGUCAUUCAUGCUCAUAAUUUUUUGAAAGAGUUGUGAUAAAUUGAUAAACA